This is a messenger RNA of Trichoderma atroviride IMI 206040, 2163 nucleotides long. NCBI's taxonomy places the organism in Eukaryota, Fungi, Ascomycota, Sordariomycetes, Hypocreales, Hypocreaceae. The record is from RefSeq and is a predicted model, not a curated record.
AUGGACAUCCAGCAGCCGCCGGCAAAGUCCAGCCGCCACCUAGAUAGAGAGAGGAAACGAGCGGCUCGAGCGUGCGAUGGCUGUCGCCGCCAGAAGGAGCGGUGCGAUGGAGGCGUGCCGUGUCGGAGGUGCUUCCGGCUAGGCCGCCCAUGCGACUUCACGGCUAGAGCCUCAGCCGACAGCGAGUCGCAGGCCGGCUCAGGCGUGCGCCCGGGAGCCAUAGCAAGCGCCGCUGACCAGGCCAAGCGCCUCGAGUACCUGGAACGCAUUGUCCAGGGCUACGUCGGCAGCAAAGAUGCGCUGGACCUCGAGGCUCUCAAGGAUCUGGCCGAGGCCACGGACAAGCGCCGAGAUUCCACUCGACCGGCCGACAUCUCGUCCCAGAGCUCUGAAUUCGAUGGCGUGGACGAGAAGUUUGAGAUGCGACCUCUCCACGGCAAUGUUACACAUUAUUCCGGAGAAUUUUCACAUUGGAACUUUUCCAUGCGUAUAAAGAAGUGGAUCGACCAAACAGUUACAAAUGAUUCUUUGAAUCAACCAUCCAAGUCCGCGACGUCAUUCAAGGAGUACUAUCGCGCCGAGGAGCUCCAAUCAAACUCCGAAAUCCUAGGAUCACUAUCACUCUUACCACCGAGACCCAUCGCUGACUUCCUCGUUUACUCCUUUUUCAAGCAUGCGCAGACCAACUACUUCUUCGUUGAACAGGAAUGGCUCAGGGCCAAGUUAAAUCUUGCUUACGAGAACCCUGGAUCCUUUUCUCGGAGAGAUAACCCCACGGAGAAAGGGACGGGCGCGUUUACAGAAGAUGCGGUUGGGAUACUGUUCUAUCAGCAAGCGUGCAGACUGCUUCCAGAUGUUAUUACGGUAUCCUCAUUGGAGAGCGUGCAGGCCGUCCUAUUGCUCGGUAUAUACACUCUGCCAGUGGAUGCAUCUGGAUUAGCCUACAUCUAUCUCAACUUGGCCCUUAAGCUUGCGAUACAAAACGGCAUGCAUAGGAAAUAUCCCGUCGAAAAUCGAGAUGUGCGCAUUGUCGAGACCAGAAAUCGGGUGUGGUGGAGUGUUUACACGAUUGAGAAGCGUGUCGGAAUCUUCCAUGGAAGGCCAACUUCUAUUUCAAGUACUGAUGUGGAUGCCGAUUAUCCCAUACACCUCCCCGAACUUUGGUCAUCAACUACGCCGACCGAUACUGCACAUCUGCUAGCGACUUUUGAGCUAAAUCAAAAGCUAAGCAGAAUGUCCCAAGAGAUAACUAUACUACGCUCUUUACCAAAACACGAUGUUCCAGAAGGCCUAAAGAGGCUUUUAGGCCUGCAUCGUGAGCUAAAAGGCUGGUGGGAAUCUCUGCCGAAUGACAUUUUCUGCAAAGAAUUCACAUCUCAGUCGACACUGUCUCGUCAACACAUGCACCUGCACUUGGAAUAUUGCCUUGUACGCAUGUUUGUCGGCCGCGUUUUCAUCUUUCCCGAGGCAGGUUUCAAAGAUGGUAGCAGUCCGGCCACAUCUGCAAACGGGCCCUCCAGUGCGUCGCUGAGUAGAAAGGGCACUCGUUCGACCUUGGUUGCAGACUGUACUGAGGCCGCGCUGUCAAUUAUAGACACGUGUCGCUCUCUACGCAAUAGUAUUGGUCUCGCCCGCGCGUCGUAUACGGAGUUCAGCUCUUGUCGGGCGGCUCUUUUGGUCAUUACUACGCAAUGUCUUUCUCAGAAAACCUACAUGUUCCGACAGGCUUUGCGAGAUGGGCUAUCUAUGCUCAAGGAAAUGUCAACUGGCAGCCAAUCAGCACACUCCGAAAUGUCGCUAAUAGAGGCAUUCGAACAGGCUAUAGCUAACAUGAACGCACAGGAGCUGACAGCCACCUCAAUAGUGAGCGAGUCUGAAUAUGCCAAAUUCAAAAAGUGGGAGCAGCUGUGGAAGAGCGACGCACCUAUAGCAGAAAUGGCUGAGAGAGGCGUUGAAAACAAACCAGUGCCGAUUGUACCGCCUGUGAUGGAGCAGCCAAGGCAUAUGGGAGAAGCUCCGAAGGAAGAACCCGCGAUGAUGCCACACGGCACUCCGUUCUUCGGUGUAGACGGACAUUUCGCGUCAUUUCCACAAAGUUUGGAUGACUUUUCGGCAUUCUUUGGCAACGAGUUUGGAAAUAAUAUUGAUCCUGGACAUGGAUGA